Messenger RNA from Aureobasidium subglaciale EXF-2481, 1245 nucleotides. RefSeq lists its product as uncharacterized. Lineage: Eukaryota; Fungi; Ascomycota; Dothideomycetes; Dothideales; Saccotheciaceae. The transcript is spliced from 2 exons. Gene Ontology annotation, molecular function: RNA polymerase II complex binding. Gene Ontology annotation, cellular component: Cdc73/Paf1 complex. Gene Ontology annotation, biological process: transcription elongation by RNA polymerase II; positive regulation of transcription elongation by RNA polymerase II. The record is from RefSeq and is a predicted model, not a curated record. Bases 1 to 1245 code for a protein of 414 amino acids.
AUGAGCGCAGGAGAUAUUGAUGCGCUGACGCUGUUCCGGACGAGUCUGUCUGCCUCGUCGCCGCCGUUACCGACUCGCAGCGCCGAUGCCUCCUCUGUUAGCGACAUUGCGCCCUUGACCGAAGCAUCCCAUCUACUCUUCAACACACAAUCCGCUACCGAUGGCGCCCAGCACACCGCGCUCCCCUUGACGACAGCAACGAGAUUUGUAUCGCAAAUCAAUGGCGCGCUCGACUUGGCCAGUGUCUUCUGGUGUUGGCAGAACAAGGACAAGAGCACCGGAGACUACAUUGCUGCAACUCAAGAAGUCAACACGGCGCGGACUUCUACUGGUCUCAGCGAAGUGCGCAACCUGGUCUUUGCCGAGAAGCUUGACUUGAUCAAUUGGUUGUCUGGCGAGAAUGACAGCGAGUUCAUCAAAAGUCUAGAUGACAAUCGCCAGACGCGCGCUCAGGCCCACGAUGCUGCGAAGAUGGCUAGCGGAGACGGCGAUGUCGUUAUGCAGGAUGCUAGAGCCGAGGACGACAAGUUGCGUGACAUCUAUGCCCUUGAGCGCAAGACGGGCGAUCGCAACACGCUGCUCAGAGGCAGCAAGCCCACUGACUUCUCGCAUGUGCGCAAGUACGCCGAAGCCUUCUUGGGCCGCUCAAAGGCCUCCGCUCCUGCGCCUGCCCUUGUCACACCCGCUCCUGCUAUCCGUCCUGCAAAGCCCUCCAGUGGCCGCCGUCCAGAGCCCAUCAUCCUUCUCUCCCCAUCAGCCUCGUCGCUCCUCCGCCUGUCCAACGUCAAGUCCUUCCUCAUGGAUGGUGUCUACACUCCUCCGACAUCCACCACUUCGACCGCUCUGAACAUCCUUCACGUCAACCGUGUCAUGCCUUCGAUCGACCCUACACGCCCUCUGCGUUUUAUUCUUGUCGAGUCGCCUGAUAACUUCAAGCCCGACUACUGGAACCGUGUUGUCGCUGUCUUUACCACAGGUCAAGCUUGGCAAUUCAAGGGAUACAAGUGGAGUCAGCCUGCUGAGCUCUUCAACCACUCUCUGGGUGUCUACGUCGGCUGGCGCAACGAGCUCAUUCCUGAUAGCAUCAAGGGCUGGGGAAGAGGUGUCUUGAACGUCGGUAUUGACGCAUACCGUGAUGGCCAGACUGCUCAACAGAGAUGGAGAGACCGUGAAACUGUGGAAGAGAUCUGGAGUGCCAUUGAAGCUUCCAUGAGAGCUCGUGGCUUCGGCAGAGAGGUAAGGUAG